Molecule: messenger RNA, 1125 nt
Organism: Priceomyces carsonii
Lineage: Eukaryota; Fungi; Ascomycota; Pichiomycetes; Serinales; Debaryomycetaceae
Exons: 1
Coding region: 1-1125 (374 amino acids)
Biological process (GO): endoplasmic reticulum tubular network organization
Cellular component (GO): endoplasmic reticulum tubular network
Source: RefSeq, a predicted model, not a curated record
AUGGGAGUUUUUAAUAUAUUUAAAAAGGGAUUUGAUGCCGAUGAGUUCGAUAAGGAGCUAACCCUUCUUUCUCAGACUAUAUCAUCAUCGCAAGAUAAAAUUUAUCGUCUUCGAAGAAAAUCGAAAGCAAUAAAAUGGUACUUAAUAAAACACACAAUUGUGUUAUACAUUUUAGUUAUAGCUUAUUGCUAUGCAAAGGUUUCCAAAAAUGAGGUUUAUGGUACUCGAUUUCAAAGAUUUGUAAGAGCUCAAUCUCGAAAGCUGUUAGGCAUUUUGAUUGGUCUACCAAUUUUAAGUUUCGUAUUAGUGAAACUUCUCCAGUUGGUGUUCAAUAUCCUUAUUGAAAGUCAGGAAAGAGGCUUGAAGAACAUGAGAAGAAAACAUAGCUUGAAGAUUGAGGAAUUGAAGAAAGUGACUAACUUUAAUACUGCAAAUGAAUUGUUAACAAAAUACGGCGAUGAUGGCGAAAACCACCCCCACCAGGCCGCUCAAGGUACCAAAAAUGAAGACGUUCAUCUGACAGAAUUGCAACAUAUGAACCCUCAAGAUAUGGGCCUCAAUUUAGAUUUUGGACCCAUACAACAGCCCACAACUCCUACAUCUCCAACUUCUCAGAGUAUUCAACAAUUGCCGAACUCUGCGCAAUCCAUCAGUUCGCCGGUUGGAAGAACCCCUCAAAGGUCAUUUCAAGAUCGAAUAUUAGAUUUAUUGAUAGGGUCAGACAAUAAUGAAUCAGUUGAAACCAGAUAUGCUUUAAUUUGCAAUAGAUGCUUUACUCAUAAUGGGCUAGCUCCGCCAGGAUGUAAAGAUCCAUUGACUGUCAAAUAUAUUUGCUUUCGCUGUGGGGCUUUAAAUGGUAGCGAGAAGAUAAACGACGACAUAUGUACCGAUAAUCUCCAGACACCAAAGCCAAGAAACAAUAUGAAUGAAGGAAUCUCUGGUGUGUUAGCUGAGCCUCAUUUGAAUACAACGACGGAAAAAGAAAACGAAUCUCAUGAAGUAUCUGGCUCGUCUGAAAGAGACCUAAAAAGCGAUAAGGAACGAGAUAAUUCUUCUGAGGUAGAAGACAGACCGCAAAAGGACGAUUCAUCUGAGAAGCCAGAUAAAGUUGAAAGUUCAGAGUAG